Molecule: messenger RNA, 5060 nt
Organism: Xenopus tropicalis (tropical clawed frog)
Lineage: Eukaryota; Metazoa; Chordata; Amphibia; Anura; Pipidae
Gene: gas2l2
Product: growth arrest specific 2 like 2
Exons: 7
Coding region: 332-3256 (974 amino acids)
Biological process (GO): regulation of cilium beat frequency involved in ciliary motility
Molecular function (GO): microtubule binding
Source: RefSeq, a predicted model, not a curated record
UGGUAAGGAAACAAAACACUUAGCAGAACUUUGUGAAUAGGCAUUUCUACCCGCUGUCAUGUGGAUAGAGGAGAGCAAUGUGCUGUCAGAGAUUCAGGGCUGACUGAAGGAAAAGACAUUCCAUGAUAUGGCACAAAGGAUGAUAGAAAACUGCAGAGGUGUGAGGAUUUCUGUCCAGCGGGCAACACGUUGUGCUCCUUGGGGUGAGGAUAUAUGCCAACGAUAAUGGUUGUACAUAGCCUUUUGGAAGCUUGGAAGCAGUAGGUGACAGAAGAUUCUGGAAGGUGUGUACGAGCCUUUUCUCCCUGUGGCUGCCUUCAAUUCUGGCAUCAUGUCAACUUAUCAGGGUGGCAGUGUCCGCAGCAUCCGGCCAUUUAAAUCCAGUGAAGAAUACCUGUAUGCCAUGAAGGAAGACUUGGCGGAAUGGCUUAAGGAUAUGUAUAAUCUCGAAGUUUUUGUGGAUAAUUUUAUUGAGAUCCUUGGAAAUGGAUCUGUGCUCUGUCAGCAUGCCAACAAUGUAACAGAGGUGGCAAGGGAGUUCGCUGUACAAUACCCUCACCUGGCAGAGAAACUGCAGCUGCCUAAAUCAGGAGUCAAGCUCAAUAUGAUGGCCCAACCAGGGACUUUCCUGGCAAGAGAUAAUGUGUCCAAUUUCAUCCAAUGGUGUAGAAAGGAAAUGGAUAUUAAGGAUGUCUUAAUGUUUGAGACGGAGGAUCUGGUGCUAAGGAAGAACGAGAAGAACUUUGUUCUAUGUCUGCUAGAGCUGGCUAGAAGGGCUUCUCGUUUUGGUAUGAGUGCUCCCAUGCUAAUACAAAUGGAAGAGCAGAUAGAGGAAGAGAUCAGGGAAGAAAUGGACCUACCUCCACAGGAGAUCCCAGUUCCUAAGCCCCAAAGAAAACUCUGUGACUUCAAAAACCUUGACCAAAUGGUGCAGCAUUUGGUGAGCAGAUGUACUUGUCCUGUACAGUUUUCCAUGAUCAAAGUCUCUGAAGGAAAAUAUAAAGUUGGAGAAUCCAGCACACUCAUAUUUGUUAGGAUUCUUCGUAACCAUGUGAUGGUAAGAGUCGGUGGAGGAUGGGACACUCUAGAACACUAUCUGGACAAGCAUGAUCCAUGUCGCUGCACAUCUCUUUCCCACAAGCCAGCUAUAAAACUGGGAAGUCUACAGAAGCAACUUAGUGCUGUGCAUGAAGUCAAGACUCGAUUAACGCCAAGGUUAGACAACCCCAGCAAACUGGAAACAACCCUGAUUGUGAGCAGGUCCCAGAGUCCUUUGCCCCCAGUGGAGUGGAGAACAUAUUCAUCUGGCAGAAGCAGGACACUGUCAUCAAGUAACUCACUGGACGAUAAUGAAAAUAGUCCAGGUUUUAAGACUUUACAAACACCCCCAAAUGACAGGAGAAGCAUGUCAACCAGUUAUAGGGCACAUGAACGAUCAGCAACACCCUCUAGGAAAUUAUUCACAGAAGACAAUCGAGAACCCCAGCAGCUUGCUACCCCCCGGCCUGGGCAUUAUAGACACCACCAUUCUACAUCUUCCUUGGCGUCCCAGUUAACUGGAAGUGAAGAAGAAAACUCUUGUAUUUCAGAAGUUUUUUCUGAAUCUCAAAGUGGAAAACAGAUGGGAAAGAGCACUUUUACGAGUUUAAAAGAACCAUCAGUGAAAGAUGCUUCAUAUAGAAAAGUAAUGUCAGCAACAGAGCCAAGCAAUAUACAGCAGGGUUCAAGAAAUGUCCACCAAUCUAUCAAUUCACAGGAUUCAAGACCAAAGACACCCUCUCGUUUUAUUCGGCCACCCAGCCCUUCUAAGCAGAUCCAUUUUGUACAGAAUCAACAAAGCAAAGGAUUGGAACAGAACCCCAAGGCCCAGACUAUUGGUUACACAAGAUCUCCUUCUCCAGUAAAGCAGACAAAUCUAACAUAUAGCAGAAGACCAGCUACACCAAGCCGAAUUAGCUGUGGCUCUUCACAGUACAAAGAAACGGACAAAUCUGUAGCUAAUGAAAUAAUCACCUCCAAUAAUUAUGUAAAAACAAAACCAAGUGUUUCUAGUGAAGAAAGAAUAAUAAGAACAGGUAGAGCAACACCAACAAUUCAUCUUAACAAAAAUGGAAUAAUGCAAAGUGAACAUAAAGUUUCUAAUUUACCUCUGAGAAUGCAACGUAAACCAGAGGCUAUAGAGACUUCACAAAGCAUAGAACGAGAUUGUAUGUACACUCCUUUACCCAUAGAUCCCGAACAAGAGAAGCAGAUAUACAGGAGCUUAGAAGAUGAAAUCCUAACAAAUAUUAAAGUCCUAGAAGGAGAGUCAGAGGAAAGUAACCCAGAGAACAGGCUCAAAGACUUUACUUCAGAUUGUGGUGUAGCUAGUGAUACUGCUGCCCGUGACUUAAAUAUGCCUGAAAAAUCAACUCAGCUUUCAAGUUUAUGCACUUUAAAGAAACCCAUGGGCCAAGAAGGAGUACCAAGAAGUGGGGUUUAUAUAAACACAACAUGGCAGUCAGGAGCUAGCUAUGAUGAUGUCAUUACAGAACUCACCAAGGGCCAUGUGAAACUUAACAGAGUUGAUGUAGAAAACUGGAUUUCCAAAAUACCUUCAAAAGGUAUAGUAAAAGAAGCAGAUACAUCUCAGAGAAAUAAGGUAUGUGAAAAUGGCCAUUCAGCUGCAGUGCCACAAAGAACACUUGCUAGAAAGAAAACACUGUCCACUGAAAUGAAAGGAAGCAAACCGAAACAGUUGCCUUCUCAAAGAGCUAGGCAACUGGCACUGGAGAAUAAAAAGAAAAUGGUGGAAAAUGUAUCUGAAAACCAGGCUUCAACAGUCAGUGGAAACAGUGAAGAUGCUGUAGAGGAGAAAAUUAAGUUGCCCCAAGGUUUAAAGCCUAAAAGAUCCCUAAAGAAACCUGAAAGAGUGCCUUCCAUUUAUAAGCUCAAGCUUCGGCCAAAAAUACGCCCACGUAGGGACAACAGGCCAGAAAAAAAGGCAUCCAGGAUUCCAACACCAGUUUCCUACCGACAAGCACUAAGUAGAAAGAAUUCAAAAGCUUUAAAGAGGACACAAAGCUAUCAAGCAAAAGCAAAUAAUACAUCACCAGCACAGAAUUUGAAUGAGUCAAAGAGCUCAGUAGUGAUCUCAGAAGAUGUGGUUUCUGAUGAUGAAACCUGUGAGAACUCUGUACCUUUACAGGCUGAAGCACCACUCAAUGUUGGAAAUAGCCAAAGUAGAACUGAUGAGGAGGAAGAGUCAUGGGUCUAGAUGACUGUAAAUCCAUUCAGCUUUGCAUUAUUCAGUCAAGUCUCAGACUUACUUUAGCUAUUUUUUUUUAGCAAAGGCUCUCAUAAAGUUAUUUUAUACUAAUUUUUAAACAGGGAGAACAGCUGUAUGUUCAGUACCUCUAUGAUGAUCAUGAUUUACAGUUGACAAUAACAUUUUUGAAUUAGAUAUUCAUAGUUGAGAAGAAUGUAUAAUUCCUGUAGUUAGCAGGCAAUGUAAAAAAAACAACUCACUCGUGGUUAUUAACCAAUAGCUGCCAAUCAACAAGUAGCAUCUAUUGGUCCCUUUCUUUGAUGCUUACAGAUUUCAAUUCCAGGUUGUCCGGGACUUUGCUGGAAGUUAACAGCAAGUAUAACCUUGGAACUAGAAAUUUAGAAUGCUGCCCAUGGGGCUAUUAUGUUAUACUGAUACAUUUUUCCAAAUAAAUGCAAUUAUAAAGCAGGCAAGUCUUAAACUGAGCAGAUGUUAUAUAUAGAUUGAAAUGUACCGAACACCUUGAGGGUAGGUAACAAAAAAACACACAGUGCAAAGUUUGACCAGAAGGUUAAAUAUACUUGUCCAUCUGCUUUGAGUAAUAACUCCUAGUACAACCUUUUUGGUUUUUUUAAUUCACUCACACACAUAUAUUUAUAUAUAAUGUUUGAAUGUUGUUUUUCCAGUAUUAAAGGUACUAUCCUCCAUGAUAUUUCCCUUCUUAGAAUCAGAAGCAGGGUAAGGGCAGGGUAAUUUUACCAGCACCACCAAACUUCAGUGUUAGGCCAAUACCUGGUUUACAUUAUGAUGCCCUCAUUGCUGAUAUUUUUAGACUCAUUAUCCUACCUAUAUUUAAGUGUGAAACAUGAUCAAAUGGUUUAGAUUCAUAUAUAAAAUGGUGUCUGUGGAGAUAUAUAUACAGUAUAUAUUACUAAUAUUACUUAAGGUGAUGGGGAAAUGAUGUAGUAUAGCAUACCACAAGUGUUCACAUCUUGGCCAACUUGCCAUUGAGUUUGCUGUUUCCUGCAAUUAAGGAAUAUUACUUUCGCUACACUUAUAGUGUUCUUUUCUUUAAAAUAAUGCUUCACAUUUUCAUGUAAGGCUUUUACAUAUUAACAUAUUUGCAACCCCGGGGACAGUGUCUUAAUGUAUAUUGUCCAGCAUAAAAUACCAUAUUACUAUGAUAAACAAACUCUUCUGUAUUUGUUCAUUUGACACUUCUCUUUUGUUCACUCUUUUAGAAAAUGUAAGGGCAACUUUAUGCCAAAAUAAUCUAUGCCACUAUGACAUCUUUGUACAGGCUUUGAGCAACUGUUAGGGAGUUGAAGUACACAAGUGCUUCUAUCUUACUUCUAUACAGAGAUCAAAUUGGAUGAACAAAGAUCAAAUAGGUCAAACAUCUGUUAUGGUGAAUCUUGUGAAUUCAGGUGCAAGUGGGAGAGUAGUCCUUUCACUGGGAAGGGUGGCAUUAACCUUAUCUGCCCUAUAGUGUGCUAAAUAUAGAUUAUGCCAAAUAUUAUAUGGGGUUAAUACAAUUCCCUGGAGGGUUCCAUCAGCGGGUCUCCUGUAACACCAUAGUGUAAGAGCAUAUCCCAAUGCAGUUGUGUGCUCUGCUAGAAGAUUAAGUUGGAGCCUUCAGAGAAGCAAACAGCUACUGUUGUAAGUUUCUGGUCCACGCUUCUAUUUAACCAGGAAAAUGACAGGAAACAAACAUUUCAAGUUAUUCCAAGUGACAACCACUUUAAAGGAAUACUGUCAUGGGAAAACAUGCGUUUUGAAAACGCAUCAGUUAAUAGAGCUGCUCCAGCAGAAU